GUUUUGUCUUAAAUCAGAGAAAUGGUGAUGUGAUUUGUGUUUUUUUUAGAGUUUCAUCUUGUAAUUUGUUAUUGGUAGUGGUGGCUCUUUGGAUUUUGUAAAAACAUGGAGAGGAAAGAUGAAGGUGAAAGCUGGAAAGAAAUGGUGAGAAAGAUGCUUCCUCCUGGAGCUCCUUUACCGGAAGAUCCAUCGGAAUUUGAUUACUCCAUUGCUUUAGAGUACACUGGUCCUCCUCCGGUUCAUGAUAUCCCUAGAGUUUCACCUGUUGAUGUUAACCCUCCUAGAGUGAACAAUCCGAUCCCAUUACCGGUUUCUCGUAUAGCGGGAGGAGUCACAAGCUCUUCGGGAGGUUCGCCAGCUAGCUCUGAGUCUGUAGUCUCUGUGUUGCAUAAUAACCCUGAAUCAUCAUCUGGCUCAGCUUCUGUGUCACCAGUUUCUGGUCAUAGACAAAAUGGGAAUCAGAUUCGUAGACCGGUUGUCAAAUUCAAACCUGUUGAUGAUCAUGAUAGGAUUGAAGGUAGAGAAGCUGCAGAGGAGGAUAACAACAAUGUGGAGGCAGAGACAGAGAGGGAGAGGAAGGUCCAUGAGUCUACCGCAAGUACGAAGAGAAGGAAGAAGAAUAAGAAGAGAGAGUGUUCUAGAUGUGGAAAAGCGAAAUGGGAAAAUAAGGAGACUUGUAUUGUUUGUGAUGAAAAGUAUUGUGGAAACUGUGUGCUUAGAGCGAUGGGUUCGAUGCCUGAAGGAAGAAAGUGUGUGAGUUGUAUUGGUCAAGCUAUUGAUGAAUCGAAACGGUCUAAAUUAGGGAAGCAUUCGCGGGUAUUGUCGCGGUUGCUUAGUCCUUUAGAAGUUAAACAGAUCAUGAAGGCGGAAAAAGAAUGUACUGCUAAUCAGCUGAGACCUGAGCAGUUGAUUGUGAAUGGGUACCCGUUAAAGCCCGAGGAAAUGGCUGAGUUGCUCAACUGUCUUUUACCGCCUCAGAAGUUGAAACCCGGUAGAUAUUGGUACGACAAAGAAUCUGGUCUAUGGGGAAAGGAAGGAGAGAAACCAGAUAGAGUCAUUAGCUCAAACUUGAACUUCACGGGGAAGCUGUCCCCGGACGCAAGCAAUGGGAACACGGAAGUUUAUAUUAACGGUCGGGAGAUCACAAAGCUUGAAUUAAGGAUUUUGAAGCUAGCAAAUGUACAGUGUCCACGUGAUACUCAUUUUUGGGUAUACGACGAUGGGCGUUAUGAGGAAGAAGGGCAGAAUAAUAUUCGAGGAAACAUUUGGGAGAAGGCAUCUACGAGGUUUAUGUGUGCGCUGUUUUCUUUACCUGUUCCUCAAGGACAACCUCGCGGAACGGUGCAACCACCGAGUAAUUAUGUUACUGUUCCGAAUUAUAUAGAGCAUAAGAAGAUUCAGAAGCUUCUACUUCUUGGUAUCGAAGGGUCUGGAACUAGCACUAUCUUCAAACAGGCCAAGUUUUUGUACGGAAACAAGUUUUCAGUGGAAGAGCUUCAAGAUAUAAAGCUGAUGGUACAGAGCAAUAUGUAUAGAUAUCUCAGUAUCCUACUCGAUGGAAGAGAACGGUUUGAAGAGGAAGCUUUAUCGCAUACAAGAGGUUUAAACGCCGUUGAAGGAGAUUCGGGAGGCGAGGAAGCAAACGACGAUGGAACUGUCACUACACCACAAUGCGUCUAUACCUUGAACCCGAGGUUGAAGCAUUUUUCGGAUUGGCUUCUAGAUAUCAUAGCAACUGGUGAUCUCGAUGCGUUUUUCCCAGCUGCAACACGUGAAUAUGCUCCAUUGGUUGAAGAAGUUUGGAAAGAUCCGGCGAUACAAGCAACAUAUAGACGAAAAGAUGAGCUGCAUUUCCUUCCUGAUGUCGCGGAAUACUUCUUGAGCCGGGCCAUGGAAGUAUCAAGCAACGAAUAUGAGCCUUCGGAGCGAGAUAUUGUGUAUGCAGAAGGUGUUACACAAGGAAAUGGAUUAGCUUUCAUGGAGUUUUCUCUCAGUGAACACAGUCCAAUGUCUGAAUCUUACCCCGAAAACCCCGACGCCUUAUCAUCUCCUCAACCAAAGUACCAGCUUAUCCGCGUAAACGCAAAGGGGAUGAACGAUAGCUGCAAAUGGGUAGAAAUGUUUGAAGAUGUACGAGCAGUAAUCUUCUGCAUCAGCUUAAGCGAUUACGAUCAGAUCAGCAUAACACCCGAAAGCAGCGGAACAGUCCAGUUUCAGAACAAAAUGAUCCAAAGCAAAGAACUUUUCGAAUCAAUGGUCAAGCACCCGUGUUUCAAAGACACGCCUUUUAUCUUGAUCCUAAACAAAUACGACCAGUUCGAGGAAAAGCUAAACCGUGCACCGUUAACAUCUUGCGACUGGUUCAGCGAUUUCUGCCCGGUGAGAACGAACAACAACGUGCAGUCACUAGCUUACCAAGCUUACUUCUACGUAGCAAUGAAGUUCAAGCUUCUUUACUCGUCUAUCACGGGUCAGAAACUGUUUGUGUGGCAAGCUCGGGCUAGGGACCGCGCGAAUGUGGAUGAAGGGUUUAAGUAUGUGAGAGAGGUUUUGAAAUGGGACGAAGAGAAGGAAGAGAGUUACUUAAAUGGUGGUGGAGAAGAUUCCUUUUAUAGUACGGAUAUGAGUUCGUCACCAUAUAGACCGGAGGAGUGAAAGAUUUCUAUCUCCCGGAGGAAACUCUUGAUUAAUGAUUUGUUGUUAUUUUUAACUUUAAGUAGAGAGAUAAUUAAUGUGGGAAGAAGAGAAAUAAAAUUAUUUGUAAUCU
This is a messenger RNA of Arabidopsis arenosa, 2767 nucleotides long. Lineage: Eukaryota; Viridiplantae; Streptophyta; Magnoliopsida; Brassicales; Brassicaceae. The record is from the annotation of a GenBank genome assembly.